This is a messenger RNA of Aplosporella prunicola CBS 121167, 1956 nucleotides long. RefSeq lists its product as uncharacterized. Gene Ontology annotation, molecular function: mitochondrial transcription factor activity. The record is from RefSeq and is a predicted model, not a curated record. Lineage: Eukaryota; Fungi; Ascomycota; Dothideomycetes; Botryosphaeriales; Aplosporellaceae. Gene Ontology annotation, biological process: transcription initiation at mitochondrial promoter. Gene Ontology annotation, cellular component: mitochondrial matrix; mitochondrial DNA-directed RNA polymerase complex. Bases 110 to 1867 code for a protein of 585 amino acids. The transcript is spliced from 2 exons.
GGCUCUACGUAUCUACCUCUGACGCGCCCCACCUACCUAGAUAGGUACGCAUUCCUCGAUCAGUUGGCUACCGGAUUCGUCUCUACGUCCGCCGCAGUAUGGGAGGACCAUGAAGGCUACGUUCAUUUUCGCUUCCAAAGCAGUCAAAGCCUCGGGUCUCACUAAAGGACUGCGUCGCGUGGGAAAAACUGAUCGGAUUGACAUCAAAAGCCCUGGUCUUUGUGAUGAUAUCAUCACGUACUUUGGCCCCUCGCUAGAACAGUACAAGAACUGCGACAUCAUCGAUGCCAAUCCUGGUGACGGUCUUUGGUCUUCCAAGAUUCACGAGUUUCUCAAACCACGGAGACAUGUCUUACUAGAAUCGGAGAAGCAAUACACUCCUUUCUUAAAACCGUUACUAGACGCACCUGGUUCUAAAUAUGUCCACGUGCCGUACAACGGCAGUGCGCCACGAUCUUUCGUUGAUGUGUUCCAAGAAGGUCACCUUCCAAAUCAGGUGCCACUCAACGGGGACGAUCCGCGGAUAAACCAGCCAAACACCACGUUGCUUGUGCUCCUCAAUCUCACCAAAAAGAAUGCGAAGAGUCCAAGAACUUCUUACUUUCUCAAUCGCCACCUACUGAACACCUUACAAACCAAUGCGUGGAGCCAUACCGGCAUACACCAAUAUGGCUUGAUAAGGAUGCUGGUAUGGUGUGAUGAUUACACGAAGGAACGUUUAAUACCUAAAGACCUAAGUGGAGAUUCAUUCAGCCUAUCAUUCCAGCACACCACGGAUACUCAUCUCAUCGCCGAAAGGUAUCCGCCUGAAUUAUCGCGCCAUGGUACCGACUUGGAUCUUGCGAGUGCAGUUCGGGCCGCUGAAAGCAUGCGUCGCCUAGGCAUGAAGCUCCCGCAAAAUAGGAGCAAUUUCCUCCAUCACGCAGCAUUGGAUCUGCUGUCAACUGAAAGUAACGAUGCUUUCAAGCGUUACCAGGACGUCGAGAACGAGCUCCGCUCGCGUUUCAUCGAAAAACGGGAUGCCCUCGAAGAACUCGAAGCGCUUGAGGCCGAAUUUAAAGCUGGGACUCUUACUAUGCCACAAACUGCCCCUAAUACUAAACAGCUGAUCCAAGAUCCAAGAUGGGGGCGAUUGGAAAGCCUUCGAAAUGCUGCAUCGUCUGCGCUUCACAAUAAAAGAAUGAACCACAGAUCAUGGGAACCUACACUCGCCAUAGGGGAACGAAUGCUUUCAUUGGAGCGCUUGAUCAUCGAUGAAAGCAAAUCUGAUGCAGAGCGGCUUGCUGCGAAACAAGAGUGGGAAAAUACCAAAAAGAAGUUCAGGAAUACCUGGAGGAAACUUGGUACUACCCGCCGCCGACAAGCGUUGCUCGCUUUUGACCAACGUAAAGCUUUCUAUUGGCUCGAGCGGCCCUUACUCAUGUGGGACCGUAGGCCAUUUGAACCGCUCGCGACUAGAAAGAAUGAGUUUCACCCACAAACAGAUAUGGCCCUCCUGGAUAUCAACCCAAAGCCCGCACCAGGUGAGAGAUCGGAACGAGACAGCCUCUAUUGGCAACGCUUCGCCAUGAAGCUGAGUAGCCGCACUACAUCCAGCAUCAAAGCAGCGUUGAACGACAUUUAUCUCGGCGCUGCGGAUGCUUUGCUACCGGAAAUAGGAUUGGUCCACGAUCCGAAGCAAGGCGGUUCUAUUGACAUCGAGGAAGUGCGAGUGCGAAAUUUGACGCCUGAAAUGGUGGAAGAAAUUGUCGACGCCUAUCGCCGCUGGAUCUUUCGUCCGGAUGCUAUAGAAGUGCAGCUUACAGAAGAUCGACUGAACUGGGAAGAUCUCGCCAAUUCGAGCUCGGCCAAGCAGGUGUUCUUUUAGCAGCUUCGGGUCUCAAGGAUGAUCAGAAUCCUGUUCAAUUGACCUUGCAGACAAAACAAUGCGGCUACUGGAGCUCAACCUUAGCGGCC